UUCGUCACCAGAAAAUUUACCAUAAAAAUGACCGCAAUCGACAAAAUACAAGCUCUUGACCAUAUUGAAAGAGAGCUUAUUCUGUGCCUACAAAGUGCUGGGGCCGCAUUGAUGGAGUUAAGCAAAGAAAAAACCAGCCAGAAAGCAACAGAAACGAACGUUAAUCAAUUCUUGAAAUCUCUUAAUAAUGUAGAAACAAAGCUUUCUGAACAGAUCAAUUAUCUUACUCAAGUAUCUACGGGACAACCACAUGAAGGCUCUGGUUAUGCCUCUGCAAAAGUGCUUCAAAUGGCAUGGCAUCGCAUUCAGCACGUCAAGUCACGGAUCAAGGAGCUGGAAGAGUGUAAGAUGCGUUACAUACAAGCUAAUCGUAUACAGGGCAAUCGUGUUGGACCAAACCAAAAUGCAACCAGUACUGCUAGCGUUCUGCUAUGAAGGAUAAAAACCAAAUUUAUAGUACUAAAUCAUUUUUAAAAUUACACAAUUCGUAUUUAUUCCCUGAAGUCAUUUUUGCA
Molecule: messenger RNA, 515 nt
Organism: Anopheles nili
Lineage: Eukaryota; Metazoa; Arthropoda; Insecta; Diptera; Culicidae
Gene: MED11
Product: mediator of RNA polymerase II transcription subunit 11
Exons: 2
Coding region: 28-435 (135 amino acids)
Biological process (GO): regulation of transcription by RNA polymerase II
Cellular component (GO): mediator complex
Molecular function (GO): transcription coregulator activity
Source: RefSeq, a predicted model, not a curated record